UUAGAAAGAGUAUUAUAAGAAAUAUAAUUUUAUUUAAAUUUAGGCUUCUACCUUGAACAAUCACGACCAGAUCGAGAUGAUUACGUCAGAGUCCUUUGGGAGAAUAUCGAACCAGGUUUUGAAUAUAACUUCUACAAAACUGAUACCGGUUAUGCGUAUACUCUAAAUACACCUUACGAUUUUGGCUCAAUAAUGCAUUACGGUAGCAAUUAUUUUAGUGUAAAUGGUGCCGAUACUCUGGAAGCACUUAAUUCAAGUAUCACAUUUGGGCAACGUGACACUUUAAGCCCGUAUGACAUCCAAGCAAUUCGAAAUUUUUAUGGUUGUUCGAUAUCUACAGAUACAACAGCAGACAUUACAGCAACCACAGACACCACUACAACAUCUACUACCACUAAAAGACCUACUACUACAACCACCAGCACAAAGGGUACUACUAUAACCAUCACCAAAAAACGUAAACCAUUGAACUAUAGUAACAGCCACUAA
This is a messenger RNA of Rotaria sp. Silwood2, 489 nucleotides long. The record is from the annotation of a GenBank genome assembly. Lineage: Eukaryota; Metazoa; Rotifera; Eurotatoria; Philodinida; Philodinidae.